This is a messenger RNA of Baudoinia panamericana UAMH 10762, 2281 nucleotides long. RefSeq lists its product as uncharacterized. Bases 322 to 2151 code for a protein of 609 amino acids. The record is from RefSeq and is a predicted model, not a curated record. Lineage: Eukaryota; Fungi; Ascomycota; Dothideomycetes; Mycosphaerellales; Teratosphaeriaceae. Gene Ontology annotation, molecular function: manganese ion transmembrane transporter activity; cadmium ion transmembrane transporter activity. Gene Ontology annotation, biological process: iron ion transport; intracellular manganese ion homeostasis. The transcript has a single exon. Gene Ontology annotation, cellular component: membrane.
UACUCCUCCUGCAGAGCCGCUUAUUUCGCUCGUACAGUAGUUACCGUCCGACGCGCUCACGGAAGGUGAUAUGUCCGCGCGUCAGCUCUGCCACGCGCAGCGCACUUACCUCAGAUCUAGAUUUACAUCGGAAUAAGCCGGGCGAUUUGAGUCGACCGGCAAAGGUAAGAACGUCAUGCUUUAACGAUUUGCUACGCAGCCUUCGAGGUACCGAGAUGGUCAACUUACUCCGCACUGCCUGCAUAUACCACUCUCCUUCCCACACCCUCUCUUUGUCCUUCCCAAACUAGGCGCUGCCGCUAACGCCAGGACACUGCAACAAUGAACUGCCCGUCUCGGACAGAGCCCGAGGUUCCAGAUGCAUACAACCAGAGUCCUAAUGCGCUGUCUGCGGACCUCACCACACGAAGCGACCUGGGAAGAAUAGCGAGCGCUCGAUUAAGAACAGACCAUCGUUUAAGUAAUUCGGAAACGGUGGAUUUGGAAUUCGUGGAAACUUGCGAACCCACUGAAAGCGAAGGGAAACGACCGCGUAUAAGCGACAAUGGCGAUGGGAUGGGCUGUGAGACUGGCGAAGACAUGUUGGCGGAGACGCUUGGCACAGCACCCCACCGGCAACACCAUGGCCCAUCCAAGCCGCCGCAGAGUUCCUGGCUGCGUUGGUCGCACCGCAUACGCUCAAUCCUGGUGCGGUAUGCCAAAUUCGUCGGGCCGGGCUUCAUGAUAUCCGUGGCCUAUAUCGAUCCUGGCAACUAUGCGACCGACGUUGCUGCGGGCGCCAGUUACCGCUUCAAGCUGCUUUUCAUGGUCCUCCUCAGCAACCUCUUCGCCAUCUACCUGCAGUCUCUGUGUAUCAAGCUCGGUUCAGUCACCGGCCUGAACUUGGCGGAAAUGUGCAAGGCUCACCUACCAUGUUGGCUCAACUACACUCUUUACGUAUUUGCGGAAGCCGCCAUCAUCGCCACAGACAUUGCUGAGGUGAUUGGCACGGCGAUAGCGCUGAACCUGCUCUCAAACGGCAAGUUGCCACUAGUGGCUGGCUGCGCUAUCUCCAUCGUCGACGUUCUUUUCAUACUCUUGUUCUACCGGCCAAACGACGGCAGCAUGCGGGCUUUGCGCGCUUUCGAGAUCUUUGUCAUGCUCCUCGUACUGGGCGUGGUCGUCUGCUUCUGCGUUCAACUUUCGCUCAUUCGAGACACCAGCGUUGUCGAAGUCUUCCGAGGCUACCUACCGUCUUCAGCUCUGGUGCAAGGCCAAGGCUUAUAUCAAGCCUGCGGCAUCCUCGGCGCAACCGUGAUGCCACACUCGCUCUAUCUCGGCAGCGGCAUCAUCCAAGCGCGCCUCAAAGAGUUCGACCAGCAGCACAAAGCCUGGCAUCCGUCACAACAGCAAGUACUCUCGGACUCGGACUCCGCCUCCGAGGAAGAGAAAUACCGGCCUUCCCUCUCCGCGAUCAAGUCCUGCAUGUCCUACUCCAUCGUCGAGCUAGCCUUCAGCCUCUUCGCCUUCGCCCUCUUCGUCAACUCCGCCAUCCUCAUUGUAGCCGGCGCUUCACUCUCCGACCUCCCUUCCGCGUCGGAUGCAGACCUCUUCGGAAUCUACCAUCUCCUCUCCACCUCACUCGCGCCAGCCGCGGGAACCAUCUUCGCCCUCGCCCUACUACUGUCGGGCAUGAGCGCCGGUAUUGUCUGCACGAUCGCUGGCCAGAUGGUGAGUGAAGGCCAACUGAGCCUGAACGUGAAGCCCUGGGUGCGGAGACUGAUCACGCGUUCGAUCUCGAUCACGCCUUCCAUCAUCAUCGCGGGCGCGGUGGGACAACAGGGACUCUCACGGGCGCUAGAGGCGAGCCAGGUGGCGUUAAGUGUGAUUUUGCCUUUUGUUUCCGCGCCGCUGAUUUACUUUACAUGUCGGAAUAAGUAUAUGACUGUUAGCGUUCAGCGGAGUGAUAUCGGUCAUGGCGUUUUUGAGAAUGAUGAUGGGACACGACGGCAUGACGGCGCUGCGGAGCGGCACAACCGUCCUGAGGGAGGGUAUGGCGUCGUUCAGAUGCGGAAUCAUUGGGUCACCGCCAUUUUUGCUGUGCUUAUCUGGGGCGUUAUUGUGAUAAUGAAUGUGGCGCUUUUGGUGCUGCUCGGGUUGGGCGUGCAAUAAGCGAAUCUGCAUCUGUCACGGAACCAAAGGAGGCUCAACAGCUAGUAGCCGAGCGAAGUGGUCUGAUGUCGAGAUGAACUGCUCAGUGAGUGCUAGACGCAUAUCUUACUUGGCGCAGAGAGCUACGCGU